This is a messenger RNA of Gordionus sp. m RMFG-2023, 873 nucleotides long. RefSeq lists its product as uncharacterized. NCBI's taxonomy places the organism in Eukaryota, Metazoa, Nematomorpha, Gordioida, Chordodea, Parachordodidae. Bases 1 to 873 code for a protein of 290 amino acids. The record is from RefSeq and is a predicted model, not a curated record. The transcript has 2 exons. Gene Ontology annotation, molecular function: nucleic acid binding; zinc ion binding.
AUGGUUCCACAGAGAAAUAAUUGUAUUAUAGCUCUAGUAGUGAUAUGUUUAUGGAUAAUUGGUAUUAUGAUACAUCGGAAAAAAAUAAAAAGAGUUAUAGAAAGAGAUAGAAUAAAAAUUACGGAGGAAAUUGAAAUAAAAAAUAAUGAAAUUGAAAAAGGAAAAGAUGAAAGGGAAGUAAAAAACGUUAAUGAAAAUGAAAGAAUUAGGGAAGAGAUGUUAAAUUUAAAGGAUGAAAUAUGGAAAAUCUUAAAUGAAAAUAUGAUAGAAGGAAUGAGGAAAAAAAUAGAGAUUAAAGAUGAAAAUGGAAUAAGAGAUAAUAAACGAAAUAAUUAUAGUCAUGGAGAAAAUUGUGAGAGAAGGUAUAAUGAAAGGGAUUUCAAAAGAGAUGAUCGAAGAAAUGAUAAGGAAUACGAUCAUUUUAAAGAGUAUAAUACGUCAAUGAAUUUGCAGAGAAAUGAAAGGGAAAAUUGGGAAAAAGAAAAUUUUUUCCGAAAUAGAUUUAAUCGUCCUAAGAUUAAUAUGCAAAAUGUAAAAUGCUAUUCAUGUGGAGAAUUUGGGCAUAUAGGUAGAAAUUGUGUUCAGAACGGUGCAAUGUUUAACAAGCAACCGAUUAAAUGUAAUAGAUGUGGAGGAAUGGGACAUAGUAGUGAAAAAUGUUAUGUUGCGACUUAUCGUAUUAUGGGAAAUAAUCAAAGAACAUUUCAAUGUGAAAGAUGUGGAAAAAUGGGACAUGCUAAAGAGAAUUGUUAUGUAAAAGAACCGAUAAAUGGGGAAGCAUUUCCGGCAGUGAAAUACAUAGCACCGGCAUCUAAUGUAAGAGUGCUACAGAAUAAUGAUAUGUUGAAAGAAGAUAAAGUUGAAAGAAGAUAA